AUGGAAGACGUGAACUUAGGGCUUCUCUUCUCCCGACAAUCCUCUGGGACCUGCUCAGCAGGGUCAUUAGCUGAGGAGGCAACGUGUGUACAAGAGUCGACGUGCAACGGUGCUUUCUUCCCGAACCAAUGUGGCACAGGCUCAGAGUGCUGCUUCAUCCGCUCAUGCAACAUCUCCCAAGGAAACGGGUUAUGCAAGAACGAUACACGCGAUGCGUGCGAUGGGUUGUGGUACACGGGGGACCCAUUCGACCCCCCCUGUCCCGGCGAUUCUAGCAUCCGCUGCUGCAUUGCGUUUGCGAAUUUGAAUAACGGCACCGACACAGACGAUUCUUCAGAUUCGAACAACUCCUCAAACGGCCUAACAGGCUCCCAAAUCGGCGGCAUAGUCGGAGGUGUGGUAGGCGGUGUUAUCGUCCUUGCUGCGCUAUUCCUGAUAUUCCUCUUUGGAUAUUGGCGGAAACGGCAACGAAAUCGCCAGAAUGCGGAUAUUGUUGAAACAGUAGAUGGGGACAGGAAAGAGAACGAGAACGGCCGUGGGAGAUUUGUGAAUGAGGUUGAGGCUAGGGAGGUGGCGGAGCUGGAUGGGAAUGAGAGGAGGGAGUUGGAUGGGCAUGGGCAGGCUGUGUAUGAACUUGAGGGGGGGUCAGUUGUUGAUGGUCGACAACGAUGAUGAAUGCUGGGUUUCGAUGUGACCAUUUCCUCUUUUUAGAUGUCUUCUGAUAUCCUUUGUCAUCUGCUAUGGUUAUGAGAAAGUGCUAAUAUCUCUAAUGAUAACUGGGGUUAUUUCGAAUGCCCCAUAAAAUGGCUAAGAACAGCUGAAGAG
Molecule: messenger RNA, 825 nt
Organism: Aspergillus ruber CBS 135680
Lineage: Eukaryota; Fungi; Ascomycota; Eurotiomycetes; Eurotiales; Aspergillaceae
Exons: 4
Coding region: 1-672 (223 amino acids)
Source: RefSeq, a predicted model, not a curated record